Messenger RNA from Capsaspora owczarzaki ATCC 30864, 2727 nucleotides. RefSeq lists its product as hypothetical. Lineage: Eukaryota; Filasterea; Ministeriida; Capsasporidae. The coding region runs from base 107 to 2677 and encodes 856 amino acids. The record is from RefSeq and is a predicted model, not a curated record. The transcript has 4 exons.
CUCGAAUGGCAAAAAGGCGCCAAAUUUCACGUUCUAAAAUGAAUCAGUCUUUCUUCUCCUUCCCGGUUCUUGUUCAUUCUUGGUUUCAAUCUCGCAUCGCUCUUCCAUGCGACAAUUCUGGGCAGGGCAACUGCUCGUGUCCAUCACACUGCUGGCACUGGCGGCAUUGGCGCUCGCCCAAGCGACAAACCCCAUCGUGACGGAAAAUGCAAAGCAAGGCACUUCCGCCUGGCGACUGACCAAUCCUGCGAUGAAUGGCGAAAUCGAAGGCUACUCAUCGAGCCCCAGCGUGGCACAUAGCCAGACCUUGUGGUUUUACGUGAGCACGGCAGAGCGUACGUUUACCGCCGAAAUCUUCCGCUUGGGCUACUAUGGCGGCGCCGGUGCUCGCUCCGUUCAGGCCUCCAGCACCUUCACUACGUUCAAGCAAGCCAACUUUGUCAACCUGGAUCCUGCAGUCGGCUUGCUCUCCUGCCCCUGGGUCCGCACCUUCUCAGUGACCAUCCCAAACGGCUGGGUGUCUGGCUACUUUAUUGUCAAGCUCACAUCCAAGCCAUCCGGCAAGCAGACAUACAUUCCGUUCACGUUGCGCGACGAUUACCGUCGUGCUCAGUACUUUAUCAUGUCCAGCUCGCACACGUAUCUGGCAUACAACGAUUACGGCGGAAAGUCUGCGUACGACUUUAACAGCAACAAUGCCCGUUCCUACAAGGUCACGUACGAUCGACCCUACGCCACCACCAUUGGUGUGAUUCCUGGCUCAAGAAACGUCUCUACAGACUAUGGCGUUGGCAGCUCGUUCAUCCUUGGUCCUCGUGCUGGCUGGGAGUACGCGUUUGUUCGUUUUGUCGAACAAGAGGGCUACGACGUGAUGUACUUUGACAACCAAGAUCUGCACAACGGGUACGCGAUUGCGCCCCCGCGAUUUCGCACUGGCAUUAUUGUGGGACACGACGAGUACUGGUCGAAUGAAAUGCGCAAUGCCGUCGAGGCGGCGCGCAACCAGGGCUUGAGCUUGGCCUUCUUUGCAGCCAACGUGUGCUUCUGGAAGGUCCGCUUUGAGCAGAGCCCGACGUCGGGCCAGGCCAACCGUGUCAUGGUGAUUUACCGCGACGCAGACAAAGACCCCUACUUUAACACUGCCAACAGCAACAUGGUUACCACCCGUUGGCGUUGGGAUCCCAACCCGCGCCCCGAGAAUAUGCUGCUGGGCGUCAUGUACAACUACGACCCCGUGGUUGAUCAGCCUCUCGUUGUGGCGGACGGCCUGCAUUGGAUGUUCAAGGGCACGAGUCUGCGCACUGGCUCCAGCAUUCCUGGUCUGCUUGGCUACGAAGUCGACGAGACGUUGGGCUCCACACUGCCCAAUCUUCGCGUCGUCUUUGAGUCGCCCUACACCUUCAACGAAACCCAGCUGGUUCGCAACUCGCACGGCGUCAUGUCGCGCAUGCCCAACGGCGCAUUCACCUUUGCCACGGGCUCCAUCCAGUGGGCCUGGGGCUUGGACAAUGACUUGGUGACGCCGAAAGAACGCCGCCUGUACAUGAACGACGACAUCAAGCAAAUCACCCGCAACAUUCUCGCCGUCUUUGCCGACCCUCCCGCGCCCGGACUGGAGCCACUCAUGUCUGCCUACAAUGUCGUCGCGAACGACUGUCCCUCGGCCACGGGCGGUCUCGUUCUCAACACAUUCAGCUCGGGCUCGCUCGUGGCGAACGACCUCGGUCGGGCCAUGAACGACGACGGCACCAUGAGCGCAAGCGUGGCUGGAGGCCGGUUGUCCCUGACUUCCACGGCAAACGGCUACUGGUACUCGAUGCUUGGCAACAGCGGCGGAACUUGCUUUGACGGCUCCCUCUACAAUGCCUUGACCCUGACCGUUCGAGCGCCGCCUGGGACUGACUUUCAGAUUCAACUGCAAUCGCGCGACAGCUCUUGCAUGAAUACCGUCACGUCGAUCGUUUCAGCAGCACAGUACGCUCAGACGCAGGGCGGGUGGAGUGCAUCCGCUGAUCGCAGGUUUAUCAUCCCGUUCGGCGCCUUCCCCAACCUGGCGCCUGGCAAGCUGACGGCGCUCGUCCUUGCCAAAGUCACUCCUGUGGGCGCCACUGUCUCUAUCGACGACGUAAUGCUGACCUCGUGCGCCAGCAUGGGCGAGAGUGGACCCAUCUCCCAGCCACCGGUCGAUAAUCCGCCCCGCGUUUGCAGCUCAAGUGCGCUCGCAGUGGACACGUUUGCGAAUGCCAACAUGGAGAUGAAUGAUCUGGGCUUGUACACUUCCGAUGACGACACCAUGACAGCCAUGUCGCUGAGCAGCGGCCAGCUGCGCCUGACUGCGCCCGACCCUGGCGCGUACUGGUACACCCUGCUGGCCAACGCCAAUCAGUGCCGCGACAUGUCCAGUUACGCUGCCAUCCAAUUCUCCAUCCAAGCCCCCGUCGGAACCAAGCUCAUCUUGCAGCUGCAGUUCCGGAAUGACCGCUGCAAAGGCUGGGAAGGCUCCAGCGAGCUCCAGCUCGCAGGCUUUACCGGUGCGCAGCAGACUAUUCGCGUCCCCUUCACCGACUUUGACACGGCAGUGCCUGCGUCUCGUCUGUUUGCCGUGUCAGUGUUUGGUUUGAGUGGCAGUCCUGCGCCCAUCAGCAUUUCGCUCGACGAUCUGGUAUUUGCCUGCUAGGAGAACGCGACUUGUAUACUUUUAUCGAUACAGCAUGCUUGCAUCUUUCC